Messenger RNA from Adineta ricciae, 696 nucleotides. NCBI's taxonomy places the organism in Eukaryota, Metazoa, Rotifera, Eurotatoria, Adinetida, Adinetidae. The record is from the annotation of a GenBank genome assembly.
AUGGCAAGUCAGCCGUCCGUCUAUCGUCGAGAACCAGGCGAUUGGCCUUGUUCGCAAUGUGGAGAAUUUAAUUUCAAGUCUCGCAACGCUUGUCGUCGUUGUUCGACUUCACGUGGUUCAACAUCUACUCCCCGUCCUACACCUCAAAUUCAACCGCGAGAAGGUGAUUGGACAUGUCGUUUUUGUCUCAAUAUAAAUUUUGCUGCUCGUAUUGCGUGCAAUAAAUGCGGUCGAACAAAACAAGAUACAGCGAAUUCAAAUGCAGGAGGACAAGUAGCGAUAGUACAGAAAUCGGGUGAUUGGACUUGUCAAUUUUGUAAAGUGACGAACUUCUCCUCUCGUGCUGAGUGUUAUCAAUGUCGACGAGGAAAACCGGAACCAAUGAAUGUUGAUUCUCCCCCACACCCACCACCAGCAGCUAAACCUGGCGACUGGAAAUGUCCAUCGUGUCCUGAAACGAAUUUCGGCUCACGUACUGUAUGUCGAUCUUGUGGAGCUGCACGACCUUCAUCUGAAGCUAAGGAUAACGGGACCAGUGAAUGCGUCAUAUGUAUGGAAAAAUCGAUCGAUUCGGUGAUCACUACUUGUGGUCAUUCUGCAGUUUGCCUUCAAUGUGGUGCACAGGUUACACAGUGUCCUAUCUGCCGUAAUCCUUUCACUCAGCAACAACUUAUAAAACUUUAUAAUGUUUACUAA